UACAACUACACCAUCAUUCGCCACUAAACUGAAAUCAGGUCAUGUUUGUAAACUAUGGCUGGGACUCAUGCUGUUUAGAUAUGUGACGCACAUAUACCUCUUUUAUUUUUCUUAUAAAUAGGAGUAAAUGAUGGAAUUUUAAAUGCCGCGCACAAGGCCUUCGCUUUUUGCACAUGGUCUGGGGUUCUGGACCGAUCGUUCAGCAGUGCAUGAGGCCGCGGCUCAGGGCAGAGCUGUGCAGCUCCAAAAACUGAUUGAGAACGGAGCAUCUGUCAACGUUGUGGCCGUGGACUCAAUUACACCCCUCCAUGAGGCCUGUAUUCAGGGCCAAACACAGUGUGUGAAGCUGCUUCUGGAUGCUGGAGCUCAUGUUGAUGCUCGUAACAUUGACGGCAGCACUCCGUUGUGUGACGCCUGUGCUGCUGGUAGUCUGGAGUGUGUGAAGUUGCUGUUAGAUCAUGGAGCAAUGGUGAAUCCUCCCCUCUUCACCUUCUCACCCCUGCAUGAGGCCUGCAUGGGCGGUAACUCUAAAUGUGUUCAGCUCAUGAUUGAUUAAGGUGCGUUUAUGGAAGCUCAUGACUUUCACUUCGGCACUCCUCUGCAUGUGGCGUGUGCAAGACAACAUCUCCACUGCAUCAAAGUUCUGCUCAG
Molecule: messenger RNA, 651 nt
Organism: Cyprinus carpio (common carp)
Lineage: Eukaryota; Metazoa; Chordata; Actinopteri; Cypriniformes; Cyprinidae
Product: ankyrin repeat and SOCS box protein 13-like
Exons: 4
Coding region: 143-556 (137 amino acids)
Biological process (GO): positive regulation of protein catabolic process; protein ubiquitination
Molecular function (GO): protein binding
Source: RefSeq, a predicted model, not a curated record